AUGGGCGCUCAGCUUUCUCUGGCCUCUCCCCACCCCCCCGCGCGGCGGCCAAUAGCGGCGGGCGGUGGUGGUAAUGCUGCGGAGUGGAGUUUGCAUGCCGCUGAUGCCGCGGGCUGGAGCGGCGCUGCCGCGGGGGCUGACGGGGUAUUUCGGGAAGGGGGUGUGAGAGGAGGAGGAGGCGGCAGGCGCUGUGGCGGCCGCUCGGGCAGCCUGUGGAGGCAACCGAGAAAAAGAGAAAGAAAGGAAGGAAGAGAGCGUGGAGUCCUUAGGAGGAGGAGGCGGGACCGGCCGGGCUCCUCACCUCUCUGCGGCGGCGGGCGGCCCGGGAGGCGGUUCCCCCCCUGCCCACGGGCUCCUCAGUUCAGCCGGCCGCCGACCCGCGGCCCCGGGCAGCUGCUGAGGCCACCGGGGUGGCAGCGGCGGGCCGGGGCGUCGGCGGAGGCUGGAGUGGGCGCGGCGGCGACCGCCAUGGCGUUCCUCAAACUCCGCGACCAGAAAAAGCAGCUCAGCUAAGAUGAAUUAUUUUAUUUGGAGGAAAGCAGGAUGAGAUCUGAAUAAGUACAGGGAAAUUUUGGAUUGGGAAUGGUACAGGUCAGAAAGAACCUACUUUCUUCAUAAACAUGGUAUGCUAAAUCUGUGUAAGUUCCAUAGGGUAAAAUCACAUAAUUAAUCAAACAGGACUUGGAAAGAUAUAUCUAUCUGUCUUGCCAAACCCAUUGCUGUCCAGUUGAUUCUGACAUGAUGACUCCAUGUGUGUACAGUAGAACUGCACCCUGUAGGAUUUUCUUGGAUGUAGCCUCUAUGGAAGCAGAUCGCCAGGUUUUUCUUCCGUAGUGCCACUGGGUGGGUCCGAACCUCCACCCUUAAGGUGAUCACUACAGAGAAUAUUUUGCAUGUUCUCAUGAAUUACUGGAGUCCUGGUGCCAUAGUGGUUAAGAGCCCAGCUGCUAACCAGAAGGUCUACCAGCCACUCCUUGGAAACGCUGUGAGGCAGUUCUGCUCUGUCCUAUUGGGUCCUUAUGAGUUGGAAUCGACUCGGCAGCCUCAAGUUUCAGGAACACAGGAGGAAAGGAAGACAUCUCAGGAUCCCAUUUCGAGGGUCCUUUGGCUCCGUAUUCACUGUCAGAACAUUUUCUUCAAGAGUCCUGGGCCAGACACCUGGAUUUCCAGAUGGGUUUUGUAGUCAAGGAGAUUUUAGAUAGCGGAGGUGUUUCACUUAUGUAGAAAAGUUCAGUUAUCUAAAGAAUUUAUUUUAUAAAAUACCACAAAACUUUGUGACUUAAAACAA
Loxodonta africana (African savanna elephant) is the source of this 1288-nucleotide messenger RNA. RefSeq lists its product as uncharacterized. The record is from RefSeq and is a predicted model, not a curated record. The transcript is spliced from 5 exons. Lineage: Eukaryota; Metazoa; Chordata; Mammalia; Proboscidea; Elephantidae. The coding region runs from base 1 to 513 and encodes 170 amino acids.